Molecule: messenger RNA, 1617 nt
Organism: Aspergillus pseudotamarii
Lineage: Eukaryota; Fungi; Ascomycota; Eurotiomycetes; Eurotiales; Aspergillaceae
Product: class I SAM-dependent methyltransferase
Exons: 1
Coding region: 202-1398 (398 amino acids)
Molecular function (GO): methyltransferase activity
Source: RefSeq, a predicted model, not a curated record
ACUGCGUCCUGACAUAGUUCUUUCCUUUCUUUCCCUCCUUGCACCUUCUCUUUCCCAUUUCUAAGCGCCCUUGUAUUCGGUUCCAACAAUAAUUGUACAAUGCUUUGAACUACUGACUCCUGCUGUGCACGAGAAUGCAAACCACCCCUGGCAGAUCCACCUUAACGCUCGACCGAUGAGAACGGGGAUUUUGUUUCAGAAAUGGAUAUGAUGUCAGUCAGCACGGCGGCGUUCGCCCCCGCUGCAGCUUCUGGCUCCGACCUGCAUUCGAUCCUAAGCUCAACCGGUCCUACCAGAGCAGCGACGUCCACUUCCUCGCUCAAUUCCCUGAAUGACUACACGAAUUAUCCUCUGAUCCGUCAGGGCGAUCGCACGUACUUGCGCGACCCCGAAAGUCUGUACCCUUUACCAUGCGAUCUCCCGGAAAUCCAUCGCCAAACUCUGCGCUCUCUCAUGCUGCUGCGCGUUUUCGGAGGCCCCUUCUGCAACCCAUACUUUGCCGAUCGCCCUCCCCAACGUGUCCUUGAGAUCGCAUGCGGUUCGGGUCUCUGGUCAAGCUUGUCUCAUGACUAUUUCGCCCGUCGUGGCGCUCGCAAUGUUGCUUUCCACGGUAUUGACCUCGUUUCCUUAGCGCCUGACUUGCGCAAAAAGGGUGUCAAUUGGCAAUUCAAGCGCCAUGAUCUACGGAAGCCUCGUUUGCCUUUCCCAGACGAUUAUUUCGAUUUUGUCUUCAUUAAGGAUGCGUCCAUGUGCCCCUCCAGUCCAGCGCAGCAGGCAUCCGGCUUGAGCGAGCCGCUGCGAGUUCUCAAACCGGGCGGCGUCCUGGAAGUAUGGGAUUCCGAUUCAGUAUUCCGAUCACUGCUCCCUAAUCCUGCGCCCGCUCGUAAAUUAGCAUCGAGGGAACAAGAAAUUGCGGAUGCGACCGCAACCUACACAUUUUCGCCUGCCACACCAUUCACACGAGUGCAGAACAAGUUCCUUCAAGACUACAACUCUUGGGCUGAGAAAGCAUUCGACCGUCGCAAACUCACUGCACUACCUUGUUCCACGAUUGGACUAUCCUUCAACUCCGAGGUGGACGUUUUAGAGAAAGUGGAUAGCCGCCGGAUUGCUAUACCACUAGGCGACUUACGGUGGGAACGAGAAAGCAAGGACUCUAGCGGUGGCGCGCGCAAGCAAUUAACGGCAGAUCAAAUGUCCAUCCGGCGCACAGCUCUUUUGACCGUGAUCCAGAUGAUCGAGGGCAUGGAGCCUAUCCUCAUGGAGGCCAGCGGGAAGAGUAGAGAUGAAUGGGAUAGAUGGUGGACAGCCAUGAUGGCCGAUGUGUUCCAGAAAGGGGGCCUUGCAAAUGGCGAAUGUUUGGAAGUGAGUGCUUGGUGGGGUCAAAAGAAGGCCUAGCACAAAGAACUCAUAGAAUCGCCUGGUUUUUUGGGUGGACGAGCAAAGAAAAAGCAGAAAAAGCAGAGCAGCCCGUUGCUCACUUCCUAUUGGUGAUACCCCAUUUAUGUUGAUUUUCCAUGUGUAUACUUCGUUUCAGUCAAGGUGUGAUGUCCAAUUGCCUUACUGGCCCUAAUUGCGUUCAUAGCGCUGUUUCAACGUGCGAUAUCGCUUCAAGUA